Messenger RNA from Phlebotomus argentipes, 2144 nucleotides. RefSeq names its product solute carrier family 53 member 1 (gene PXo). Bases 75 to 2126 code for a protein of 683 amino acids. Gene Ontology annotation, molecular function: inositol hexakisphosphate binding. NCBI's taxonomy places the organism in Eukaryota, Metazoa, Arthropoda, Insecta, Diptera, Psychodidae. The transcript has 5 exons. The record is from RefSeq and is a predicted model, not a curated record. Gene Ontology annotation, biological process: cellular response to phosphate starvation; phosphate ion transport. Gene Ontology annotation, cellular component: plasma membrane; Golgi apparatus; cytoplasm.
UUUUGUGUUUUGUUUUCAUUGCAGAAGUGUUCUCUUCUCGCGAGGGUGCAAAUUGGCGAUUUCUCUGCUUCAAGAUGAAAUUCGCUGAGCACUUGUCCGCCCACAUAACGCCUGAGUGGCGAAAGCAGUACAUAAACUACGAGGAGAUGAAAACCAUGCUUUAUGAGGCCGUGGAGCAGAGCCCCUCAGCUGAGCUUGUGGAUCCCGACGUCCUCACGCGCUACUUCACGAAGUUCGACGAGCAGUUCUUCCACUACUGUGACAAGGAACUGACCAAGAUCAACACGUUCUACUCAGAGAAACUGGCCGAAGCGACCAGGAAGUACAGCAGCUUGCGUUCGGAGCUCACGGAGGCGCAGGAGGUGGACAUGCCCAGCAAGAAGAGGUCUCUGCACUCAAAGUAUCUGCUGAGGAACAAGAGUGUGCCCGCCAGGAAGAUUCAGGAGCUGAAGCUGGCCUUCAGUGAAUUCUAUCUCAGCUUGAUUCUGCUGCAAAACUACCAGAAUCUCAACUUCACUGGCUUCAGGAAGAUCCUCAAGAAGCACGACAAGCUGCUGAGCGUGGACAUUGGCGCCAAGUGGCGACGGGAGCAUGUGGAAACCGCCCACUUCCACACGAACAAGGACAUCGACCGGCUCAUCCACGAGACUGAGACUGUCGUGACGCAGGAAAUCGAGAAGGGUGACCGCCAGCGAGCCAUGAAGCGCCUCCGAGUGCCUCCGCUCGGCGAGGCGCAGAGUCCAUGGAUCACCUUCAAGGUGGGCCUCUUUUCGGGCGCCUUCCUCGUCCUGCUCUUCACUGUGGCCAUUUGCGCGCUCUUCCACGCCCCGGAAGACAACUGGCGCGCCGCCGUGCGCCUCUACCGUGGCCCCUUUCUCAUCGUGGAGUUCCUCUUCCUCUGGGGCAUCAAUGUAUACGGCUGGCGCUCUUCUGGCGUGAAUCACGUGCUGAUCUUCGAGCUUGACCCACGAAAUCACCUCUCAGAGCAGCACAUCAUGGAGCUGGCGGCUAUUUUUGGCGUCAUCUGGACCCUGAGCGUGCUGGCAUUUCUCUACAGCGGCGAUCUGGGAGUGCCUGCGUACGCUCAUCCCGUGAUUCUCUACUCCCUGAUGGCGCUGUUCCUCCUGAAUCCCACGAGAACGUUUCGCCACGAGGCCAGAUUUUGGACAGUUCGCGUCCUGGGCAGAAUCCUCGUGGCGCCCUUUUGCUACGUGACCUUCUCAGACUUCUGGCUGGCCGAUCAGUUGACCAGCAUCAUCCCUGCCUUCCUGGAUUUGCAGUACUUCUUCUGUUUCUACUCCAGAAACACCGAUUGGUCCAAAGCCACCGGUAAGAUUUCAUCAUAUGAUCAUCCUCCUGAUUCUAAGCUAUCUUUGCUGUCAGAUGUGAACUCCUGCGUGGAGGAAUUCUACGUAAUUCGUCCUCUGGUCGCAAUGCUGCCCAGUUGGUUCCGCUUCGCUCAGUGCUGUCGACGCUACAAAAACACCCGCGAAGCCUUCCCACACCUCGUCAACGCCUCGAAAUACGCCGCUUCAUUCUUCGUCAUCAUCUUCUCAUCGCUCACAUUUGCCACAACGAACACUUACUCGGACUCCACCAACAAUCCGUGGUUUUAUCUGUGGAUUGUGGCGUCGAUCGUCUCGUCGUGCUACGCUUAUGGUUGGGACAUCAAAAUGGAUUGGGGACUCUUCGACGCGAAGGCCGGCGACAACAAGUUUCUGCGGGAGGAAAUCGUUUACUCGUCAACGUGGUUCUACUACUUCGCCGUGCUGGAGGAUUUCGUGCUGCGCUUCGGCUGGACGUUAUCAAUGAGUCUCAUUGAGGGUGGAUAUAUUGAGCGAGAAAUCAUGAUUUCCAUCCUAAGUCCUCUCGAAGUCUUCAGGCGCUUCGUCUGGAAUUUCUUUCGUCUCGAGAAUGAACACCUCAAUAACUGUGGAAACUUUCGAGCGGUCAGGGAUAUCUCAGUGGCACCGCUGGACUGUUCCGACCAGACGACGAUUUUGAGGAUGAUGGACGAGGAGGACGGCGUUGUCAACAGGCGCGGCAAGAAAGGCAAUGGCGGUAAGAAGAGACACGAAGCUCGUUUGCUCAUUGAGGCGGAUUCAAUUGACGAUUUGGAACUGUAGGCGAGCUCCUUCAUGCUC